Messenger RNA from Procambarus clarkii (red swamp crayfish), 3287 nucleotides. It is a transcript of the gene Edem2, whose product is annotated as ER degradation enhancer, mannosidase alpha-like 2. Gene Ontology annotation, biological process: mannose trimming involved in glycoprotein ERAD pathway; carbohydrate metabolic process; endoplasmic reticulum mannose trimming. The record is from RefSeq and is a predicted model, not a curated record. Gene Ontology annotation, molecular function: mannosyl-oligosaccharide 1,2-alpha-mannosidase activity; calcium ion binding. Lineage: Eukaryota; Metazoa; Arthropoda; Malacostraca; Decapoda; Cambaridae. Gene Ontology annotation, cellular component: endoplasmic reticulum; membrane.
AGGCGGCCAUCUUGAAUCAGCUGUUGGCAACAAAUAUGGCUAUCAGAUUGUGACGUUUUGGGUCCUAUGCUGUAAAACAUCACCACUGCGCUCCUCUGACAAUGACAUUGUUAAUUAAAGGGACAUAAUUUAAAUCUUUAAUAUGUGUUCAUUGUAUUAUAGGCGUUUUUGGUUCAUUGUGAGUGCGUCAUGGUUUAUUUUGAGUGUAUAUGGGACGAGUUCGCCUUUAAUGUCUGAAGAAGAGAGGCUCAACCUUAAAGAGGAGGCAAAGGAGAUGUUUUACCAUGCAUACACUGCUUACAUGGACAAUGCAUACCCAGCUGAUGAGCUGAUGCCUCUCAGUUGCAAACCAAGAUGGAGAGAGGUGGAGCAAUCGAGAGGGGACAUAGAUGAGUCUUUAGGGAAUUUCUCAUUGACACUGGUGGAUGCUUUGGAUACAUUGGUUGUGAUGGGGGAUAUUGAAGAGUUUGAUCACGCUCUACGCCUGGUAGUCAGAGAUGUUUCCUUUGAUAACGACGUAGUGGUGUCAGUUUUUGAGACAAAUAUACGUAUGGUUGGAGGGUUGAUAUCUGGUCAUGUGAUGGCUGAACAUCUAAACCAGCUCUAUGGGGCCUUAGGGUGGUACCGAGGAGAGUUGCUGACCAUGGCCCAAGAUUUAGCCUCAAGACUUCUACCUGCCUUUAACACCACAACAGGGAUUCCACAUGCUAAGGUUAAUUUAAAGUAUGGUAUGAAGUCUCCAAAACUGCAGAGCUCCAGAGAUACUUGUACAGCAUGUGCUGGAACUAUUAUUUUAGAGUUUGCAGCCCUAUCUCGAUUAACAGGUGACUCCAUCUUUGAAGAAAAAGCUCGUCAGGCUAUGGAUUGUUUAUGGAGCCAGAGGCACCGGGGAAGCGACCUUGUAGGAACAGUCUUAAAUGUGCAUUCAGGUGAUUGGGUGCGACGGGACUCUGGUGUUGGAGCUGGUAUAGAUUCUUACUAUGAGUAUCUACUAAAGGCCUAUGUAUUAUUAGGCGAUGAAGACUACUUGGAGAGGUUUAAUAAGCAUUACAGUGCAGUAAUGAAGUACAUUAGUCAAGGUCCAAUGUUGCUAGAUGUCCAUAUGCACCGUCCCCACACCACUUCCCGCAACUUUAUGGAUGCUCUCCUUGCUUUCUGGCCUGGACUUCAGGUUUUAAAGGGAGACAUCAAGCCAGCCAUUGAGACCCAUGAAAUGUUAUAUCAAGUUAUUCAGCGUCAUAAUUUCUUACCCGAGGCAUUUACUACAGACUUCCAGGUUCACUGGGGCCAACACCCAUUAAGACCGGAAUUCCUAGAAUCCACAUACCUUCUAUAUCUGGCCACAGACGACCCAUACUAUUUGAGAGUUGGGGAACAAGUACUUCGUUCACUACAAAAACAUGCUUGGGUACCCUGUGGCUAUGCUGCAGUAAAAGAUGUUCGGACAGGAGUACAUGAAGACAGAAUGGAUUCAUUUGUGCUGUCUGAGACCUUCAAGUACCUCUAUUUGCUCUUUGCUAAACCAAGUGACCUAAUAAUUGAUUUGGACCAAUUUAUUUUUACAACAGAAGCUCAUCUUCUACCUCUCUCUCUUGCUCGUCUUUCUAACCUGACAGUUGUGCCUGGUCCUGAUAACCAAGAUAGUGCUCAAGACAGUGAUGUGGAGUAUGCCCGCUCUUGUCCAAAUGCUCACUUUCUCUUCCCUGGUCGCCACGAAUUUGCUGAAACCAUAAGACGGCCCCUCAAAAACUUUGUUAAUAAUGUUUGCCCCUCACGCAAAACAUUACGGAGAAAGUUACGAGCGUCUGAGUUCCAAGCAGGAAAUAGCCGACAUAUGGGUCUACUGAGAGAUAUGGGCAUUACAAUUAUGGCUCUUCCAGAUGGUCGUGUCCAGUUAUUACAUACGUCUUCUAAUGCUAAGUCUUCAGAUGAUGCUGAAGAAGGACUGCUGUUCAUGCAAGAGAUGAUAGAAUUAAGCAAACUACAGCAGGAACAACCUGACAACCCUCCUCGUGUGGUGUCAUUUCUGCAUGUAGUAAAUGGCCAUUCUACAAGCACCAUUAUCCAGGCAGGCCCUGCACAAUUUGGGCUUGAUUUAAAAGGAGACGUUCAGGUAAACGGACCUGUGGUCAAAGCUGCUCCACUCAGAGCUUGUGAACAAUUGACCAAUGAAGGUGAAAUACAAGGGAAAAUUGUCAUCAUAGAACGAGGAGACUGCAUGUUUAUUGAGAAGGCUCGCAGGCUGGAAGCACUGGGUGCUAUUGGUGGUAUUGUGCUGGAUAAUACCCCAGGAACAUCUGCUAAAAGCUCACCAAUGUUUGCCAUGUCUGGUGAUGGGACAGAUGAUGUGAACAUCCCAUUGGUAUUCCUCUUCUCCGGUGAUGCCGAGGUCCUGCUUAGUGCUCUUCGUGAAGACUCUGCGCUUGAGGUUGUGCUAUCUGACUAUGCUGACAAAGAUGUUGGAAAGGGUUCAGUGGAAGAGAUGCAAGUAGAAGUAAAAGGAAUAGAAGAGGAAACACUAGCAACAGGCUUGGAAAAUGGAGGAUUACCUCAUGUCAUAUCCAUCAUUAACAACAGACAACAGGGAAGUGAAAGUUUGGCUGAUGACCUGGUAACAGUUGUAGAGGGACAACAGACAGUUCAUUCUAAGCUCCAUGAACAAGAGGAACAUUCAAAGCAUCAGGUUAUAUUGAAAGAGCUUGAAAAAGCCAAGACAGCCGAAGAAAUUCUUGUUGCAGCCGUUCGCUAUGUAAAUGUGCGGCAAGAGCAAGAAGUAGCUAAAGAUAACACACUUAGGACAGACUCUUCAGUUUCAAUUGUAACAGAAUUGCAAGGUCUACUGCUUAAGAAAACUGCCUCCGAUCCUAGCCUUCUGAAAUCUUUGCUCAGUGUUCACCUACGGGAGCUGAUGGCAGUUCUUCAGCAAGCCACACCAAGUCCGUCUGACUUGGAUGCUUCAUUACAUCAUCUGCUAAACCAAUUGUCAUCAUUAACUAUAAAGUCUUCGGCUUUAAAGGAUGAAUACAAGAAGGCUGCCUCAUUAGAGCAGUCAUUAAGUCAAGGGGUUUCACAAAAAGGUGACUUUAAUGAAAACAAGCUUGAUCAUAUCACUGAAAAAUUUCAAGAAAAGAUCAGAAAAAUCAAGAAAAAAUAUGGACUUAAUCCUGAACAUAUAGAAGGUAUGCCUCAAACCAAAGAUCUUAACAGGAAAGACGAAUUAUAAUAAAGCAAUAAUAUUUUGUGAAAGCCUUUAGGUUGGAACUGACAAUACAGAUAUAUAAAAAAGA